AUGCUUCUCCACAACCACGCCUACUCUUAUAUCUCAUUAGCUCUAACGGUCAUCAUCAUCUUCCUUAUUCUUCUCGCCAGUAACACUCAUACCACCGCCUCAUUCUUCCAUCGCCAUGGACAAGCACAAACCUUCCAGCUUCCAACCAUCCUCGCCCUCACCCCCACCAACUCCCCAUCCUACAUCGCCCUCCUCCUCGCCAAUCUACCCGCCCACGUCUACGCCCUCCCUCUCCCCAACGCCAGCCUAAUCGACGAGCGCGCCUACCCGCAAGGAAACCACCGGCACCUCUCCCCCACCAACCGAUCAGCGUGGCGAGCACACAUGGACGCUAUGCAAUACAUCAUUGCCAAAAAUUUGAAUAUAACGCUAGUUACAUCUGGUGAUGUAGCUUCGAGUGAAGAUCUACUUCAGCGAGUCCAGCCAGGUGAUUGGGACGUCACAUUCCUCAGCAACACUACAAAAGGCUUUGCGUAUGCAGUGACGCAAUCCGGCGCCCGGAAGAUCAUGUACGAGCACGGGAUACGCAAUUUCGACCGCGAGUUUAGGGCAGCGCUGGGGGAGUGGUGUAGGGGUGAGACGAGGAAUAUGGGGGAGAAGCCGAGGUUACUGUACUGCGUAUCUACGUGA
Messenger RNA from Parastagonospora nodorum SN15, 630 nucleotides. RefSeq lists its product as hypothetical. NCBI's taxonomy places the organism in Eukaryota, Fungi, Ascomycota, Dothideomycetes, Pleosporales, Phaeosphaeriaceae. Bases 1 to 630 code for a protein of 209 amino acids. The transcript has 2 exons. The record is from RefSeq and is a predicted model, not a curated record.